AGAAAAAUGGACCCCGAGGAAGCCCUAGCAGGGCAGAAGCAAAUUUUCUUCUCCACAACAGCCAGAACCACUGCAAGAAAUAAACCAAUCUUGCUGAGUUCUCUUUAGCUUUCAGACAGGGAGGGCAGGGAACAGCCCAAGGGCAGGGCCAGCUCUAAAAGCCUCCCUAGAGGACUUGUGCCCCCAUCCAUCUCCCUGCCUCUAUCCAGCUCCUCCCCUCUGCCCUCGCGGUGCUGCUCAGCAUCAGCACCCGACACAGAUUAACCAGCGCUCUCCAGCGACGGUACCGCGCCGGGACCGCUCCCGCUCCACGCCUGGGGGAUUCCACAACACGGGACGAGGCAGCUUCCCUCCAGCCUGCGACAGCGACCCACGCAGCUCUGCUGAGACCACAUGGCCACUGCAGGAAAAGUUAUCCGGUGCAGGGCUGCUGUUGCCUGGGCCCCCGGCAAACCUCUCUCUGUUGAGGAGGUGGAAGUUGCACCGCCAAAGGCAGGGGAAGUCCGYAUCAAGAUUGUGGCCACUGGCAUCUGUAGCACAGAUGACCACCUUCGACAAGGCUGCUUUCCUGAUGCAGAAUUCCCAGUUAUCCCCGGCCACGAAGGAGCUGGAAUUGUGGAAAGCGUUGGAGAAGGAGUGACCUCUAUGAAACCAGGGGACAAAGUCAUCCCACUUUGUGUCCCUCAGUGUGGGAAGUGCAGCUUCUGCCUGAAUCCUGAAUCCAACUUUUGCCAGAAGGCCACUUUCUCUGAACCACAAAACCUGCUGCCAGACAAGACCAGCCGCUUCUCUUGCAAAGGGAAGCAGAUCCACCACUUCCUGUGGGUCAGCACCUUUGCAGAAUACACCGUGGUCCCAGA
This is a messenger RNA of Malurus melanocephalus (red-backed fairy wren), 860 nucleotides long. Its product is annotated as alcohol dehydrogenase 1-like. NCBI's taxonomy places the organism in Eukaryota, Metazoa, Chordata, Aves, Passeriformes, Maluridae. The record is from RefSeq and is a predicted model, not a curated record. The transcript is spliced from 5 exons. Gene Ontology annotation, molecular function: all-trans-retinol dehydrogenase (NAD+) activity; zinc ion binding. Gene Ontology annotation, biological process: retinol metabolic process; retinoic acid metabolic process. The annotation marks the transcript as partial. Gene Ontology annotation, cellular component: cytosol.